Molecule: messenger RNA, 4265 nt
Organism: Ctenopharyngodon idella (grass carp)
Lineage: Eukaryota; Metazoa; Chordata; Actinopteri; Cypriniformes; Xenocyprididae
Gene: antxr1a
Product: ANTXR cell adhesion molecule 1a
Exons: 18
Coding region: 380-2212 (610 amino acids)
Cellular component (GO): membrane
Molecular function (GO): signaling receptor activity
Source: RefSeq, a predicted model, not a curated record
UCUCAAACAUAAACACACACAACCACACUCCCUCCCACACUCCAUCAAUCUAGCAGCAACUGGGGCAGCAGCGAGCAGAAGUGUGUCAGACUUUUGGGUGCAUGUGCACAUUUACAUGUGUGUUCUAGAAACUUCUUUCUAACCAGAGACAUUUUCUUCUUUUUUUCUGUAAAACAUUCACUCUGCUACCACAGGACACUACAGAAGAACAAAGAAGACAAAUUGAGUCUUUUUUGGAGAAUGCUAUUUCUAAAUUAGGUUUCCACAUACGGAUUACGGAUUGUUAAGGAUCCUGUGGAACCUUACUUUUCUCUCAUGGUCACUUUUUUAUUUUUCCUGUAGUCCUGACUUUUGCUUGACUCAAACAGUGCUUUACAACAUGUGCAGACUUUGGAGGAUAGCAGUUUUGCUCUGUGUCAAAUUGGUGGACACUGCGAAUGGAAAUACAGGACUUGUGCCGGAAAGAGGGACAGCAUCUUCCUCCUGCUAUGGGGGUUUUGACCUCUAUUUUGUUCUAGACAAAUCAGGAAGUGUGCAGCAUCACUGGAAUGAAAUAUAUAACUUUGUGGAACAUCUGGCCCAUAAGUUCAUAAGCCCACAGUUGCGGAUGUCCUUCAUUGUAUUCUCCGAUCAGGGCAAGAUUUUGAUGCAGCUUACAGAAGACAGGGACCAAAUUCGUAAAGGUUUGGAGGAACUGAAGAAUGUCCGGCCAGGUGGAGACACUUUUAUGCAUGAAGGCAUUCUGAGGGCAAGCGAACAGAUUUACUAUGGUAACUCUGAGGGAUACCGCACAGCCAGUGUCAUCAUCGCCCUCACAGACGGGGAACUGCACGAAGAUCUCUUCUAUUACGCUGAGAGAGAGGCCAAUCGCUCCCGCAGCCUGGGUGCCUCUGUGUACUGCGUAGGGGUAAAGGAUUUCAAUGAGACUCAGCUGGCCAAGAUUGCUGACAGCAAAGAUCAUGUUUUCCCAGUAAAUGACGGCUUUGAAGCUUUACAAGGUGUCAUUGAUUCGAUCUUGAAGAAAUCAUGCAUAGAGAUUCUUGCUGCAGAACCUUCCAGUAUCUGUGCUGGAGAGGCAUUCCAAGUUGUUGUUAGAGGAAAUGGAUUCCUUCAUGCUAGAAAUGUGGACAAGGUUCUUUGCAGCUUCAGAAUAAAUGACACCCUUACCAGAAUGGUGAAGCCAUUGGUAGUGGAGGACACAUAUCUGCUGUGUCCAGCUCCUGUUCUUCGAGAGGAGGGAACGGCAGCUUCCCUUUACGUUAGUAUGAACGAAGGCCUGAGUUUUAUCUCUAGUUCUGUUACUAUCACCACUGUAAGCUGUUCUGAUGGUACAAUCCUGGCCAUAGCACUACUGAUAGUGAUGCUACUGCUGAUUCUGGCUCUCCUGUGGUGGUUCUGGCCUCUGUGCUGCACUGUGAUUAUCCAUGAACCUCCCCCACCAAUAGUGGAAGAUAGUUCGGAUGAAGAAGAGGAUGGAACUCCAAAAAAGAAGUGGCCCACAGUCGAUGCGUCCUACUAUGGAGGAAGAGGAGUUGGCGGCAUUAAAAGAAUGGAGGUCCGCUGGGGUGAGAAAGGUUCGACCGAGGAGGGUGCUAAACUGGAAAAGGCGAAGAACGCAAGAGUAAAGAUGCCUGAACAAGAGUUUGAGGCUCCUCCUGCUCGCAUCCUAAAUAAUGGCAUGCGGAAACCACCAGGCCCUCGUAAAUGGUACUCGCCUAUAAAGGGAAAACUGGAUGCAUUGUGGGUACUUCUGAAGAAAGGGUAUGAUCGAGUGUCCAUCAUGCGACCACAACCCGGAGACAAGGGUCGCUGUAUGAACUUCACCCGCAUCAAGUCUAAUCCUCCUCCACGGUAUCCAUCCUACAACCACCAUUCUUCACCCAUCUACACCCCCACACAGACCCUCAAUCCACCCCCUCCACAGGGCCAGCUGCCCCCUCCUCCAUGCAGUCCACCGGCCUCACUAUCCUCCAGUUUUCCUCCGGUACCUUCUACUCCUCCUCCUCACACUAUCAACCCAUCUCCACCCAUUACUCCUCCUCCAUCCUAUUCUCCACCCCCCAUCUGGUCUUCAUCCCCUACCACCCUCUACUUUUCUCCGCCCACAUCUCUUCCACCAUCACCUACUUCCUCCCUGCCCCCACCCCCUCAAGCCCCGCCUCCAAGCAGAGCUCCUCCUCCAGAUCGUCCACCUCCACGGCCCUGUGUUUAAUGUGUGUGGACUACUAUGAGGGCCUAAAGACAAGGACUGGAAGUAAACAGGAAAUAUAAAUUUUCCAUACCCUCCUCAAGAUUCCGUUGCUGUGUGGCCUAACGCAAUAAAACAUGACUCACCUGUGGCAUCAGCGGGUUUUGCUCCUGUGAAAAGAACAAUGAAAUGGAACACAAGUCACCAUGAAACUCUACAGGGAGCAACACUCAGAAUCACAUUGCAAAGAAACAAAAAAAAAAAUCACGUACGAAGCUCCCGUUUCACAGCAGGAGCCAUUUGUGAGUUUAACCAAGCUUUGAGAAUGGAAGUGGCUGGUUCCAUUAAUGGAUUCAUGGAUGUUUCACAAUUGCACGCACAUGGGACCAUCUCAUAAAGGAGAUUUCCACGAAAGAGGAAAGUUGAAACAAAGUAACAUUUCAGGAGCUUUCUUGUUCAGAACAGUUGAGAAAAUAUAUGCACGUUUUUUACUAGUAUACAGGUCAACUUCCUUAAAUAGCAAACAUUACAAUGGGUCUCAUUCACUAAAAAUUACACAUGGAUUAUGCAUACUUAAAUGCACAGGAAAUCUUUUCACAAAAAUGCAUAUACUAUGCACACGAUUGGUUUUUAACCUUCUAACGUUAAUGAGUUGGAAUUAUUCUAAAUGAAAAACUUGCCCCUACUGUAAUUUGCAUAAACACACCCAUCUCCAUAUAAGGGUUAUAUGAACAAUGGAAGUGUGCAGCAUACAUGUGACUUCAGAUGGUUCUAAAUUUUAUAAAUUCAGAAUAUUUUAAUGAUAACAUAUUGAUGAAUCAUGAUUUCUACAUGAAAAUAUUCAUACACUGAUUUUACGCACAAAUAUGCAUAUAUCUGUGGUUAGUGGAUGAGACCCAUUGUCUGAAUUAUUCUUGAUGUAUUUUUAUUCCAUUGAUGGUGAAAAAAAUCUGUUGUAACAAUCUUUUGAAACGGUUUUCUUUCAAACUAAAUGCAGUUGCAAAAUACAAUCAUUUUACAAACAUUUUUUGAUAAAAUGCUUUGCAUUUUUGGAAGGCAAAAGACUUGCUAAUUCAGGUCAUUGACAUUUAUUUGUGCAAUAGUGAUUUUAGUGGCUUUGAUUGGGUUGAGGGUUGUUGGGGGGGGGGCAUGUUGCUUUUUGAAUUUGAAUUUAUUAACAAAGUACCAGACCAUGAUGAAUUAAAGGGAUAGUUUACUCAAAAAUGUAAAUUCACUGACCCUCAUGUCAUUCGAAACACAUUUUUUGCUGAAUUAUUACCUUGGAUGGAUGAUGUUGAAGAGACUAAGAUGUUUAUGGGGAUGGACUUGAAACAUCAGAGAAAAAUCUUAAAUGUAUGUAAACUAUAAGCAACAUCACCUUACUUUUUGCACAUGUCACAGUUGUAAUGGUGUAUGGGUGCAUUAUUAAAAAAAAUAAGUACAAAUUAUCAUACUUUACACAUGCUGUAUGUAUAAAUCUCUGUAUCCCUGUGUAGUUUUCCUUUUUGUGAUUUUUUUUUUUGUUUAAUUUGUUAUUAUUGUGGCAUGAUUGCAAUUUUGAAUCAUGUAGAAGCAAAACAAAAGAUGACAUACCUUUUUCCCAGCAGGAGUUCUAAAGCCUCUGCAUUUUAUCCACCAUGAAUAACCACAGGAGAAGAUUACAAAUAACUUUUCGCAUUGGAAAUUAUUUUUGCCAAACUAUUUACAACCCAGAGUCCAAUGUAUUUGAUAUAUAAGUUUGUUUUUGUUCAUAAUUACAUGCUGUAUAUAUUAUUGUCAUAAUACAUCACAGUGUCAGAUUCCACAAUCCUUUGCUUCUAAAGAGCUCUUGUCAUUUUCCGUUGUACUCUUGAGUCUAAGUUAUUGCGGUCCCACUGUCAGUGUUGUGUUUAUAUGACUCCAAAACUCUGUUAUGAUGAUGGUUUUAUGGGUAAUUAACAUCAGAGAAAUCAUAUAUGCUUUUAAAAGGAAUCAUGUAAAUGAAUCUUUCUCCAAAUGACUUGGAUCAUGACUGCAUUAUUUUUUACUUUUUUAACACGUUCUUUUGUUUUGAAAUAAAAUGUUGUCAUAAAAGUCA